ACAUAAAUUAAUCAAAAAAAGACAUACAUCUCCAUUGUAAACUGGCAUUUCCAGAGCUAUAAAGGACGCUGUGAGUGAAUUUGAAUGUUCCUCUUUUACCUUUUGACCUGUAAUUAGUUUUGAGUUGUGGAAUGUGCUGUUGGAAUUACGUAAGCAAGUUAUGGUUAGUCUCAACACAAGCAAUACAAUGACACAUGAUGAUGCACUGCGUGUCAAACCUGGUCAUCGAGUGGAAAGCUGUGGCUAUUAUGGUACUAUAUGUUACAUUGGAGAAGUACCACCUACAAAAGGAAUUUGGUUGGGUGUAGACUGGGAUGAUCCUACACGUGGGAAGCACAAUGGAACACAUGAAGCAAAGAAAUAUUUCACUACGAGGCAUUCGACAUCAGGAUCAUUUGUUCGAUUGGAGAAGGUGAAUUUAGGCAGGUCUUUCCGAGCUGCUAUUAGGAAUCGUUACGGAGAAGUGAAGAAUGAUGACACUGCAGGAAUCGACAAGGAAAAUUUGGCACAUCUGCAGCGUGGGAUAAAGGCACGUUUCAUAGAAGUUGUUGGGUUCGACAAAGUUAACAAGCAACAGAGCCAGUUUGAAGAACUUCGGGUGAUCUGUUUACGAGGGCAAAAUGUCAAUGGACCAGGUGAAGAGGGAGAACUUCUACAAGUUUGCCCAAAUAUUCAGGAAUUAGAUUUAUCACAGAAUCUUCUUCAUAGUUGGCAGUGUCUUGCGAGAAUUGCUAAUCAGUUGAGGCAUCUUAGAGUCCUUAAUGUCAGUGAAAACCAGUUGCAGAUUCCUCCUCAACCAGUGGAGUACCAGGGUUCAUUCCAAUCACUAGAACAUGUUAUCAUGGGCAGAAUGGAAUAUGUUUGGUCUCAAAUAUUAGAUUGUGCUACCAUGUGGCCAUUUGUAGAAAAACUGCAGGUUCCUUUCAAUAAUAUCACAACUCUUGACGCUCCUCCAGAAGGAAUUUUGCAUCACUUAAAGUCUCUUGAUUUAGAAGGAAAUUUAAUUAAUGACUGGCGAGAAAUAAAUAAACUUGGACAGCUACCAUGUUUGGAGUAUUUGAAUGCAUCUGAUGUUGGUGUGAAAGAAGUUUAUUUUCCUGUCUGCGAGACUGAACAGAAAACAAGAUUGUUUCCUGCGCUGAAGCAACUCAAUCUUUCAAGAAAUAAUAUUGACAGCUUGGAGUCCAUGAAUGAGCUAAAUAAGUUGCUUCUGCUGGAAGAACUGAGGUUCCAUCAGAAUCCUGUGCUCCAAGACAAAAGUGCAGAGACAUCGAGACAACUUAUAAUAGCAAGAAUUGGUAAUCUGAAGAAUUUGAAUGGAGCUCCGGUUACCACUGAUGAACGUAAGGGAGCUGAAAUUGAUUAUUUAAAGAAGCACAGUGAAGUAUGGCUAAGAGAGGCCAAACUAUCAGAUGUCACGAUCCAUAAACCGAUCUUGGACAAGUUUAUUCAAACCCAUCCUCGGUAUCCUCUGCUUGUUGAUAAGUAUGGCGCUCCAGGUGAAGAAUACACGGCCCGAAAAUUUAGCACAAAUCUGAUAACUGUUGAAAUUUUUAGUCCAGACCAUGGAGGUAGAUCAUAUACAAAGAAAUUACCACAGUCCAUGCAGGUCCAGACGUUGAUUGGCAUGUCCCAGAGGCUAUUUGACACAACGACUGUAAUCCCAAAACUAGCAUAUAUCAGCUCAAAGUAUCCUGAUAUUGAGUUUCCAUUAGAUAAUAAUCUGAAGGAACUCUCCUUUUUUUCCAUUGAAGAUGGAGACAGUAUCACUGUACGUUGGUAAUGCUCGAGCGAACUUUGCCUGCCUGCAAGUUAUUUUUUUAUGUCUGUGAAAAUGUAACGUACAUAAAAAUUGAAACUUCUCUUUACUUAGAACAUUAAAAUUUGUUAUCUGGAUUAAAGAAACUGGUGGAAUGUUUUCUGUUUGGGAAGCAUCACACUGACUUAUGAUUUUAGAAGACUUUGGGCUACCGCACACGUAAGACUUAACCGUUGGCUGACUGUUCUGUCGUUGUAGGCUGAAGCAUACGACCCAUAAACGACACGACAGUUCAGUCCAUGAGCACGCGUAUAUGUACGACUAAACAGUCGUUCUCUUGUGCUCUUUUGUUCCACAUUCUUUUCUCUAUGCUCGCCGAGUACAGAAGUCAGGAAUGUUGCUCUUUAUGACAAAAAAUUUAAAGAUUAUGCAAACAUCAAUGUUAAUAGGUUAUACUUGGUCUCAGCAAUAAUAGAAGUUCAUCAAAACUUUGUGUACUCAUGCGAAAAUAUGAAAAGAAUUUUGCAGGCUAAUUCCGUAAUGUUUCAUACAUGGUAUAGAAUUUUCCUUUCAACAGUCUCUCACUGUAUAAUGGAUGCACCCAGUAAUUCCUUUUCCUCCUUUUUUUAAGGUGAAUCACAAGUGCACAUACUACAGCAGUUUCGACAAAAUCCAUGUUUGACAAUCGUCUACUGUCUGCAAAUGCUCUCAUGAAAUGAAAGGCAGAACGACUGAAAGGUCGUUCGUCUGCGCGCUUUCAUAUAAUUCGAAGGGCCAACGACAGUUGGUAGACGGAAAAAUUCGGGGUUGUCGGUAGAGGUAACCGACUGCCAGUCGUGUCGUAACAGUAUGCACACUUCUAUAUGUUCUUAAGGGCUUUGUGCGAACGACGAAACAGUUGUCUGACUGCUUGUCUUACGUGUGCGGUAGCCCUUAGAUGUCUUUACAGCUACCAGUCCCUGUUUUAAAGUUGAAGUCACACACUUAAUAAAUUUAUAAUUUGUUUACGCAGUAUUGCUUUUUAUACCAUAUGAAGAUUUUUAAAGUGUUAAUGUAUCAAGUUUCAUCCAUUUAAAAUUAAUACGUAAUUUACAGAAUACUGAAUGUUCAUUAACAAUAAAAUAAACUGUAAUCAUUUGUGUAACAUUGAAAAUGCCAAUAUUUGUUAGCCACAAAAUAAAUAAAGCAAUUAAAACAGAA
Zootermopsis nevadensis is the source of this 2959-nucleotide messenger RNA. The record is from RefSeq and is a predicted model, not a curated record. NCBI's taxonomy places the organism in Eukaryota, Metazoa, Arthropoda, Insecta, Blattodea, Termopsidae.